Messenger RNA from Cololabis saira (Pacific saury), 1439 nucleotides. RefSeq names its product betaine--homocysteine S-methyltransferase 1-like. The transcript has 8 exons. Gene Ontology annotation, molecular function: betaine-homocysteine S-methyltransferase activity; zinc ion binding. Bases 81 to 1283 code for a protein of 400 amino acids. Lineage: Eukaryota; Metazoa; Chordata; Actinopteri; Beloniformes; Belonidae. The record is from RefSeq and is a predicted model, not a curated record.
UAUAAAAGUGGUGACAAACAACUCUUGUCACUCUUCGGGGAUUCACUUUUACAAAGUGCUGCAACUGAAACUGGGAAGAGAUGGCACCUACCAAAAAGGGUAUCCUCGAGCGUCUCAACGCAGGGGAGGUUGUGAUCGGUGAUGGAGGCUUCGUGUUUGCCCUGGAGAAGAGGGGCUACGUGAAGGCCGGGCCCUGGACCCCCGAGUCAACCGUCACCCAUCCCGAGGCCGUGCGACAGCUGCACAGGGAGUUCCUGAGGUCAGGAUCUAACGUCAUGCAGACGUUUACCUUCUACGCCAGCGAUGACAAACUGGAGAACAGGGGUCAGUCACUGAAAAUCACAGGAGCAAAAAUUAAUGAAGCCGCCUGUGACCUGGCCAGGGAAGUAGCCAACGAAGGAGAUGCCCUCGUCGCUGGAGGAGUGUCCCAGACCCCGUCCUACCUGAGCUGCAAGAGCGAGGCGGACGUGAAGGCCAUCUUUAAGAAACAGCUGGAAGUGUUUGUGAAGAAGAAUGUGGACUUCAUGAUUGCUGAGUACUACGAGCACGUCGAGGAGGCGGAGUGGGCCGUGCAGGUGCUGAAGACCAGCGGGAAGCCCGUGGCUGCUUGCAUGUGCAUCGGACCAGAGGGAGACAUGCACGGCGUCUCACCUGGGGAUUGUGCCGUCAGGCUGGUGAAGGCUGGUGCCCAGAUUGUGGGAGUCAACUGCCACUUUGACCCCCUGACCUGCGUGAAGACUGUGGAGAUGAUGAAGCAGGGAGUGGAGAGAGCCGGGCUGAAGGCUCACUACAUGGUGCAGCCGCUGGCAUACCACACCCCCGACUGCAACCGUCAGGGAUUCAUCGAUCUGCCAGAAUUCCCAUUUGGCCUGGAGCCCAGGAUCAUGACCCGCUGGGACAUGCACAAGUAUGCCAGAGAGGCCUACAAGGCCGGCAUCCGAUUCAUCGGCGGCUGCUGUGGUUUUGAGCCGUAUCACAUCAGAGCUGUGGCAGAGGAGCUCAGUGUUGAGAGAGGAAUGAAGCCCCCUGCAUCAGAGAAACAUGGAAUGUGGGGCUCGGGUCUGGAGAUGCACACCAAACCUUGGGUCAGAGCCAGGGCACGCCGCGAGUACUGGGAGAACCUUGCGCCUGCAUCUGGUCGUCCCACUUGUCCGUCCUUGUCCACACCAGAAGGCUGGGGAGUGACGAAGGGCGAUGCUGACCUGAUGCAGCACAAAGAGGCCACCACCACCCAGGAAAUGAGGCGUGUGAUGGAACUGCAGAAGGCCAAGACCUCUGCAUGAGCAGGGUGGAAUGAGAAAACCCAUGCAGUCAGUCAACAAGAGGGGGUCAAGGAGAAACGACAGAACGCCUUCCCAGUUCAGGCACUUUUAACAACUGCAGUCCACUUGUAAAGUGUUAUAAUCCCCCCAAAAAAUAAAACUGAGUUUGUUACUUAA